Messenger RNA from Phodopus roborovskii (desert hamster), 5948 nucleotides. It is a transcript of the gene Traf6, whose product is annotated as TNF receptor associated factor 6. Gene Ontology annotation, biological process: interleukin-1-mediated signaling pathway; regulation of canonical NF-kappaB signal transduction; tumor necrosis factor-mediated signaling pathway. The record is from RefSeq and is a predicted model, not a curated record. Bases 209 to 1801 code for a protein of 530 amino acids. Gene Ontology annotation, molecular function: tumor necrosis factor receptor binding; ubiquitin protein ligase activity; zinc ion binding. Gene Ontology annotation, cellular component: plasma membrane signaling receptor complex. The transcript is spliced from 7 exons. NCBI's taxonomy places the organism in Eukaryota, Metazoa, Chordata, Mammalia, Rodentia, Cricetidae.
GCGGAAGCAGCGGCAGCCGCGGCUGGGGCUAAGGCUCCGGCCGUCUGCGGUUGCAGCGGCUGCUGCCCUCGAUCCAGGAGUCUAGCAUCGGAGUCCCUUGGUCUCGGAGCGCCGCCUGUGUUGGCGACGCGUUGUGGCCCGAGGGAGCCUCUCUGGUCUGCUGUGGCGUCUCUGCGUGUGCGUGCGAUUGACUGAUAACAAAGCUACUAUGAGUCUGUUAAACUGUGAAAACAGUUGUGGGUCCAACCAGUCCUCAAGUGACUGUUGUGCUGCCAUGGCCACCUCCUGCAGUGCUGCAAUGAAAGAUGACAAUGUGAGUGGAUCUGCCAGCACGGGGACCUUCUCCAGCUCCUUUAUGGAAGAGAUCCAGGGAUAUGAUGUGGAGUUUGACCCACCUCUGGAAAGCAAGUAUGAAUGCCCCAUCUGCUUGAUGGCUUUACGGGAAGCAGUGCAAACGCCAUGUGGCCACAGGUUCUGCAAAGCCUGCAUCAUCAAAUCCAUAAGGGAUGCAGGUCACAAGUGUCCAGUUGACAAUGAAAUACUGUUGGAAAAUCAACUGUUUCCUGACAAUUUUGCAAAGCGAGAGAUUCUGUCCCUGACGGUAAAGUGCCCAAAUAAAGGCUGUUUGCAAAAGAUGGAACUGCGACAUCUCGAGGAUCAUCAAGCCCAUUGUGAAUUUGCUCUUAUGAAUUGUCCCCAAUGCCAACGUCCUUUCCAAAAGUGCCACUUUCAUAUACACAUUAUCGAGGAUUGUCCCAGGAGACAGGUUUCUUGUGUAAACUGUGCUGUGUCCAUGCCAUUUGAAGAGAAAGAGAUUCAUGAUCAGACCUGUCCUUUGGCAAAUAUCACCUGUGAAUACUGUGGUACAGUCCUCAUCAGAGAACAGAUGCCUAAUCAUUAUGACCUAGACUGCCCUACAGCUCCAAUCCCUUGCACAUUCAGUGUUUUUGGCUGUCAUGAGAAGAUGCAGAGAAAUCACUUGGCACGGCACCUGCAAGAGAAUACCCAGUUGCAUAUGAGACUGUUGGCCCAGGCUGUUCAUGAUGUAAACCUUGCCUUUCGUUCAUGUGAUACUUCCUCUCCAUCCCGAGGAUGUUGUCCAGAGGAUCCAAAUUAUGAGGAAACUAUCAAACAGUUGGAAAGUCGCCUAGUAAGACAAGACCAUCAAAUCCGGGAACUAACUGCCAAAAUGGAAACUCAGAGUAUACAUGUAAGCGAGCUCAAACGAACCAUUCGUACCCUUGAGGACAAAGUUGCUGAAAUGGAAGCACAGCAGUGUAAUGGGAUUUAUAUUUGGAAGAUUGGCAACUUUGGGAUGCACUUGAAAUCCCAAGAAGAGGAGAAACCUGUCGUCAUCCAUAGCCCCGGAUUCUACACAGGCAGACCUGGGUACAAGCUGUGCAUGCGCCUGCACCUUCAGUUACCAACUGCUCAGCGCUGUGCAAACUACAUAUCCCUAUUUGUCCACACGAUGCAAGGAGAGUAUGACAGCCAUCUCCCCUGGCCCUUCCAGGGUACAAUACGCCUUACAAUUCUUGAUCAGUCUGAAGCAGUAAUAAGACAAAACCAUGAAGAGGUCAUGGAUGCUAAACCAGAGCUGCUUGCCUUUCAGCGCCCCACAAUUCCACGGAACCCCAAAGGUUUUGGCUAUGUAACAUUUAUGCACCUGGAAGCCUUAAGACAGGGAACCUUCGUUAAGGAUGACACGUUAUUAGUACGCUGUGAAGUCUCUACUCGCUUUGACAUGGGUGGCCUUCGGAAGGAAGGCUUCCAGCCACGAAGUACUGAUGCAGGAGUGUAGCAUCCAUUUACUUGUGCUAAAGGACUACAGACCAUACGAAAAACAGUGCCUUCCUUGCCUGGUCCCAAAAAAGAAGAUCCAAACAAGCAGUGGGAGAGGUGUAACACCUAGCAGCAAAUGUCAUCGUGAGGUCUUUUACUUCUUACUGUUACAAAUAUCUGAGACAGUUUUCGUGGGAAUCUACAUGUCCCCCGUGUCUUCAGAAAUUUAACAUUUGAAGGUCUGUGCCUAAUCUGCUUGUCAGUGUAUCUCUCCAUUGUACUUCAUGGGCUUUUUCCAUGUACUUCACUGUAAAGAAAAGAAAGGCCAGAGUUAGUGUGCUGAAGCUCUUGUUUAAUGAUACUAGGUGCCUUAGAAACUGAGGCUGUCUUUAGGACAUUGAUGACUCUAUUAAACAUGAGAAUCACUACUGCCUGUGCUGACACCAGUGAGAAAUUUGCUGCUCAGGUGCUGAGUUCUCAUUUCAGUUGACGCCUGUGAAUUUCAGAAGCUUUGAACCAUGGUCCCUGGAAAGCCUAAGUUCUCAUGUGCUGCCUUCCCCGUUGUUCACUAAGGACCAGGGGCUUGCGUUAGCUCUUACUCAUUUAGUGUGAGCAUCUUGUCUGUUGAGCACCUAGUGCUUCUUCCCUGCUUGCGUAUGUUGGGGCUGCAGGCAGCAGUUUCUCCGGUAUGUAAUACUGUGACAAUGUGGUUGCCAACUGUCGACUGCCACUGCCGUGUAAGCUUUCUUGUCUGUUCAGUGCAGCUUGGUCCCCACAUCCCUGUGCAUGUCUUCUGUUGCUUGCAAACACAAAAGCAGCAGGGUAAACAUUAAAAGUGAUUCAGCUCAUCUGCCAUUAAAUGGCAGGCAUGUUAUGGAUGACUACAGAAACUCUUACAACCAGGAAACUUGUCAGCCCUCUUGAUUUAGCUUAGUUAAUUGAGAUAAAAUUGAUUUCCUCAAGGGGCUGGAGAGAUGGCUCAGUGGUUAAGAACAGUGGCUGUUCUUCCAAAGGACCCAGGUUCAAUUCUCAGCACCCACAUGGCAGUUUACAGCUAUCUGUAACUCCAGUUCUAGGAGACCUGACACACUCAUACAGAUAUCCAUGCAGACAAAACACCAAAGCACAUAAAAUAAAAAUAAAUAAAAUUUGUUUCCUUACAAUAGAAUCUGUUAAAACUUAAAUUGUAGGUAUUUGAGAGAUGUCUAAACCAAUGUUGGCAGUCACUGUGGUUGAACUUGAGUGGGUGGUAUUAGUCCAGCUCAUUUCCAGUUCUGUGCAUAUUCUGUAGAAUGUAUUGGUAUGGCCAGAUGUUCCUAACAUGGAGAGACUGGUGAUCAUUAUGCUGUUGUACUGUGGAAUCUAGUUCUCAGGGAGCCCUACAACUAAUUAGAGCACUUACAAGGAACCUAAGGGGAUCCAUCUACUACUGUUUACUGAAGAUUGUUUAUGUUUUCUGGUCAUAAGAAAAGGGACUUCUAUCUCUGGCCAAAUCAGAACCGCUGGCCAGUGCUAGAUCUGCUCUGCUUUCCAGAGGACGCCCAGAGACCUUGACAGACAGAGGAGUCUGCUUUUCAGUUGUAGUCCAUCCCCCCACAAGUGGCGCUUUGACCACUUCGCUUCUCUCUCCUUGCUUCCAUUCCACCCAUAAAGGUGAAGGAAAGACCUUGUCCCCUCCCUUAGCACAAGCUCAUCGUGCAUCAUCAGUCGAUUUCCUGGAGUACACGCUCUCAGCUGCGCCUUCAGCAGCCCCUGAGCCACUUGCAGCACCUCCUGCCUAGGGAAACCUGCAUUGCCCUAUUCCUGCAGUUGUUUCCCAUUUGGAUAAGUGUGGGGUUUGUUGAAAAAGCAAGCAGUAGUUAUUUUUAUUUAUUUUGAAAAUGUACUGGACUAUUUGAGAUAUUGUUUUCUAAUGUGUUCUUACUUUUUUUCAUAUUCCAUAAUAAACAUUUUUAUCAGAAAGUUAAAUGUCACCACAAAAUAUCAGCUCCCUUUCCCCUCUGUGUUUUGAAAAAGGAAAUGAUAUUUAAGAGCUUCCUGGUCAGAUUUCUAUUUAAAAGAUGCCUGUAUUAGGUGGUAAGAACAGUCAUUUCCUGCCUUGGUUUUGGCAUUUUUUUUUUUUUAACACCAGCAUCUUAAGUUUUUUGCCUAAGUUGAACUUUUCCAAGUGUGAUGUUCCUUCCUGUAAAGCAAGUUGGAGUAGAUGUUUCUAGUGGUUGUGUUGAGAAGCUCAAUGUUAAGCCACAAAACACUGACAACACUGGCUUUACCAGUGGGGAACCAGUGUGACAGUCCCCACUACUGACACAGUGCUUUAUUUAAUGUCCAUCAGCUGAUGUGCAUCUAACAUGGUUUUAUAACUUCUCGAAUUGGAUGUUGUAAUGAGCCAACUGAUUAUCUUAUGACAACUCAGUCACCGUGAAUGCAAAGUAAAAAUGAUCAAGCUGGUUUUAUAGACACUUCUUAGUUGUCGUCCUGCUCCCCCCCCCCCACUCCCCAGUCCUGAGCAUUCUCAGGACUGUGUAUACAGUGUGUUGGUCAUGGUUUCUUAACAAUUGUUUUUUCUUCCAAAAAUGUUGUUCCAAAAAGGUUUUCCUCCAAGUCAAAUAUUUUCCUACCAGAAAUCAGGCCUGUUGGUGACUGUAGUUUGGUAAUUGGUUACUGUCCUUUGGCUAUGACCAUUUCUGGCUGGUCAAUUUUCCCUUCCGAAACUGAAAAGGAGGAAAGGGUGAAUUAGAAUGCAAGAAGAGCUUUUUUCACCCUAGUAAAAUCAACUGACAGGCGUUGGAUGAUUUCUCACAGUUAAAUUUCAUAACUGGUAUAAAGUUGAAUUUUUACCAGUAUUAAGCAAACUAAGACUAAUUUGUGAAUUAUGUGUAUUAUGUGUGCAAUUAGACUAUUCUCUUAAUGCUUGCUACUGCUUUAUCUAAAGUUUCCUUAAUCUCCUGUAACCAGAAAAAGUUUUAAUUACUAGAGGUUAUUCUAACUAAAGACUGAAGUGCUUUUCCUUUUUUUUUUUUUUUUUUUUCUUUCUUUCUUUCUUUCUUUCUGUUAUUAACCCACUUUUCUGGCAUGCCCUAAAUCCUCUUCAUUGUCUUAAUAUAAAAUGCCACUACAUUUUUUGUGUGGUGUUUGGUGAUUAUUUUCCUAGAUGCCCUAAGCGGGUGACUAGGGCACAGUCAAUUGUCAUUGGAUUGUUGAAAUACUCUUUAAAUGUCAGCAUUCUCAAAGUAGCUGUCAUUUGUUUCAUAGUUGAUGUGAUUGUCUGUGGAAUGAAAUGGACUGGUGCUUCCCAAUUCCCAGAAUCCAGAAAAAUGAGCCAAAUGUCAUCAAUCCGAACAAGUUAACACUCAGUCACAAGUCUUGAGGUCACUGGAAUGGAAUUAACAUUUCUCUGAAUGUCACCUGUGUCCUUGAUGUUUUAAACUGUUCAACCCCCACCACCACCCCCCAAAAAACAAUCAGCUUAAUAAAAAAAUAAAAAAUAAAAAAAACAGGAAAACAAUUCUAGUUGAAAACAUGGAAUGUGGAGAGGUGCUCCAUGUCCUGCCUGGUGUCUCCUUAGCAGAACCCAGCCCUAACUGACAGAGAAGGGAAAGAGUGGCCUGCUGGACACUUGCCACUCAGAAUGUAGUGCAGUCUGUCUCCUCAAAAUGUAGUUCCCUUUUGUGUGGGCCCCAGGGGAGGGCCGAGGUCCUCCUGUAGGCACUGCUUCGGCCCCUGUUCCUGACACACUGUGCAUGGGCUUGAGCAGUAACUAGCAACACUCAAUGAAAGCCAGGUGGACUCCAGCUGGCUUCUGGGUAGCCUGCUGAUCAUGUAAGUUGCUAAAGUGAGUGUUCUGUUUCUGUUUUUUCCCCCGGCACUUUAUCACAGCAGUUCUCAAAUCAGAGAUAUGUUUAAAGCCUAGUGAACAUCUACCACCCAGGACUACAAGAACGUUUGUUAGGUUUGCCCUGUUGUGUGAUGUUCCUUCAGUGCAGCUUCUAUUUUCUUUAAGACUGUUCAGUCCUGAAAUAAACAGCUUGGAGUUGUCUAUAAUUCUCCUUGGAAACUUGUGAUGUUUUAUUGUAAUUCAAAUGCUUUAUGCCAAUGGUAAGAUUUGUAUGACUUUAAUCUCAUUUCUUUGUCUACAAGAGUAUUUUUCAUAAAGGAUUUAUUUUGAA